AUGGCAAGAGUACAAAGUGAUAUCCAAAUGAAAAAAUCUUUAAUCAAUGAAAACCAAAAAGAAACUCAUAAACUUCAUUUAUCAGCACCAAUAGUUAAUAAUUGUGAAAUCUAUGAAUCCAAUGAUGAUAAUAUUAGAGAGGUUUGUGAUUAUAGUGAAUAUAAUAGUAGCACUGGAAUAGAUUCCACAUCAGAAGAAAUAGAUAUUCAAUCAGAUGAUGAUGACAAAAUUGAAGUUACAAGAGAAGGAGAACGUUGGAAUUCUAUCAUAAAUGAAUGGAUAAUAAUGGUUCAACAAGAAAAUCAAUUUCAUAAUGAUGAUGAUGAAUACAUGUAUUCUUCAGAAUUGGAAAUAGGGUUUGAAUUAGGUGGAAGAAGAGUACAUCCUGCAGAAGACAAUUUGAUGAAAUGGUCAUUAGAAUCCCUUUUUAUUGAUGAAUUGGAGUCACCAACUUUUCUGGGUAGUGAUGUUAUUUUUACUGGUGCUUGUUGA
Molecule: messenger RNA, 492 nt
Organism: Entrophospora candida
Lineage: Eukaryota; Fungi; Glomeromycota; Glomeromycetes; Entrophosporales; Entrophosporaceae
Source: the annotation of a GenBank genome assembly